AUGACACUAAAGUCACUAAAGCAUAAGGACAUGUCAGAUGAUGAGGCAUCUGCAAGUACAGAUGCAAGUGAAGAUGAAGGAAGGCGGAGCGUCAGAAGAAAAAGAAACGAAAAAGAAAAUGAAACAUUUGGGCCUUGA
Messenger RNA from Paraglomus brasilianum, 138 nucleotides. The record is from the annotation of a GenBank genome assembly. NCBI's taxonomy places the organism in Eukaryota, Fungi, Glomeromycota, Glomeromycetes, Paraglomerales, Paraglomeraceae.